Messenger RNA from Ustilago hordei, 2757 nucleotides. RefSeq lists its product as uncharacterized. Gene Ontology annotation, molecular function: phosphatidylinositol binding; metal ion binding; ubiquitin binding. Lineage: Eukaryota; Fungi; Basidiomycota; Ustilaginomycetes; Ustilaginales; Ustilaginaceae. Bases 1 to 2757 code for a protein of 918 amino acids. The record is from RefSeq and is a predicted model, not a curated record. The transcript has a single exon.
AUGUCGGCUUUGUGGUCAGGAUGGGGUGCCGAUGCCUUCACCGAGCAGGUCGAAAAGGCCACCUCGGAGCUCCUGCCGGUUGGAUCAGAGGAUAUUGUGCUCAACCUCGAGAUCUGUGAUCAGGUUCGUGCCAAGCAGGUCCCCGCAAAGCAGGCCAUGCAGGUGCUCAAGCGUCGUGUCGGCCACAAGAACCCCAACGUCGUUCUUCUCGCGCUAGGGCUCACCGAUAUCUGCAUCAAGAACGGCGGCGACCACUUCCUUCAAGAGGUUGCUUCACGCGAGUUCAUGGACAACCUCGCAUCCCUCUUGCGAAACCCUGCUGGCGUCAACAACGAUGUCAAGGCCAAGGCGCUCGGUCUCAUCCAAAACUGGUCCCAGAUUGCCCAGGCAAAGCCAGCUCAAAUGGCCUACAUCACUGACAUCUACAAGCAGCUCAAGAGCGAUCCCAGUUUCGAGUUUCCGCCACUCGACCCUAAUGUAGUUGCAUCUGCUGCCCUCGUUGAGACGCUUACCGCUCCUGAGUGGGUCGACGGCGAAGUUUGCAUGCGCUGCCGUACUGCUUUCACCACUUUCAAUCGCAAGCAUCAUUGUCGCAACUGUGGCAACGUCUUCUGUCAGCAGUGCUCAAGUCACAACAUGGCGCUCCCCUGGUUCGGCAUCGGACAAGACGUUCGAGUUUGCGACGGAUGCUACGCUCGCAAAGGUCCUCCCAAGAAUGCCGCCAAGCUCUCCCGUUCCAAGAGCGUCAACUCCUCCUCGCCGUCUUCUUCCGCCAAGCAUGUUCCGUCCGGCCGAGGCGCUUCCGCAUCUCAUCACCGUUCCGCCACCGUUGGCGGCAAGUCAAAGCGUAGUGCCCGUCAGAAGGAGGAAGACGAUAUUGCACUGGCGAUCAAGCUCUCCCUCGAAGCUUCGGGUCAAAGCACAGGACAGAGCUCGCGCCCCGAAGCAUUUGCAGUACCCAGUCAGCCCUCAGCUGCACGCGGUACAGUGGAGAGGGCUCCUAACGGUCGAGUGCUCGAAGGCACCGAUGCAGACGACGAUCCCGAUCUUGCGGCAGCCAUUGCCGCCAGCCUGCGAGACUGGGCGCCACCUCAGCCCAGUGCGCCGGACGGAAUCAACGACACCGCUGGGUCUGCACCUGUUUCGGGCGCAGCCGCACGCGGCUCCGAUGCAGUGCGCUCCGACUUGCCCCUGCCUCCCUCGCUCGACCUGGCGCCACAGGACAUCGACAACAUCCUCACGUUUUCGCAGACUAUCCAAGCACAGCAUGCACACAACCAGCGCAGCGGCAUCGUGGACACCCCCGUGCCUCAGCCUGUGCAGGCGUUGUACGAAAAGGCCACCUCAGCACGACCGCGAAUGGCGCGUAACUUGGAAGAGGGUCACCGUCGUCACAAUGUUCUCGUCUCUAUGCAUGACAAGCUCACCGAGGCGGUGCGCCUGUAUGACCGUCUGCUAGAUGCUCAGAUGACUCGGCCGGCACAUGCAUAUCCUUCGCAAGCCUAUCAGCCAGCCCAAUACUCAGCUCCGACUCAACAGGGCUAUGGCUACGGAUACGAGCAAUCCGGGCAAUCCGACCCAACUCCCGAAGCUCUAUAUGCGCCUCUGCAUGCCGGACCCUCAUCGCUGCACCCACAGGCACCACCACUCAAUGCCAACGCCAACGCUGGUUCUGAGUAUUCGGGUGCACCUGUUCCCUGGAACGCGCAGCAACAGCAGCACCAGUAUCAACAGCCCCAACAGCCCCAGCAACGUCAGCCCCAGCAUGGUGCACAGCAGUAUCAGCAACAUCAACACCCGUAUGGCUUACAAGCGCCUCCAUCGCAAUACGCAACCCAACAGCAGCAGCACCAGCAGCAGCACCAGCACCAGCAUCCCAGUCAGCAGCAAUACCAGCAGUAUGGCGCUCCCAGUGCUUAUCCAAAGGGUGCCUUUGCCGACCCGAACCAAGCCAUUUCACCCGCACCGCCGUCGGCUUCGACGCCAUAUGUAGGCUACGAGUACCCCGAUGCAGCGGCCAGCCAAGUGCCGCAUCCGCAGGUCAACGGAACUGCCUAUGGCACUGCCAAUGGACCAUAUGUCAACGAGCCCGUCGCGGCCCCAAGCACUCCUGGAGCGGGUCCCGUAGGUUCGCGAGGAUCACUAUCAGUCCGGACAGAGGGGAUUAUGGGCAGCGGGCCAAUUUCAGUCUCGAAUGGGACGGCGUCUGUUCCAGUGGACAAGCUGAACGGUGGCGAGGAUGUGCAGGGGGACGACUCAAUUGCCACUUGUCGCUUGUCGGCUGAAACCUCGGUCUCCAGUCGCAAUGGAUGGAACUCCGUACCGAUUCAAGCCGUUGCACCGCUCUCGCAGACAGAGAAUGGAGUCCAGCCCAACACACAGGAUGCAUCGCAGUACCAGCACCAAUCGAAGCACCAGCAGCAGCAGCACCGACAAGAACUAUAUCAGCAGCAGCAACGACAAGAACUAUAUCAGCAGCAGCAAUACCAAAGCGAUCAUCCCGCAGCAGCACAGCCGCAACUGCAGCACCAUCCGGCUAAAAAAGCAGACACCAGCUAUCUUCCCAUCUUUCCCAUUGCGCCGCAUCCAGACAACGGGUUCGGCCAGGAACGAGCGGCAGCGGCAGAAGCAGCGUCUCCAAUGGUGAGUCCAUACACCAAUGCACCAUCGUCGGCUGGCAUGUGGCAGGGCUCGGCCAACAAGAGUCCAGCAGCUGCGCAACCAGCGGCUGCGGAAUCGCCCUUGAUCGAGUUCUAA